AUUUUAUAUAAAAUUGCUGCAUAAUUGAAACCUCAUCUAAAUAAAAUGCAUUACAUAAUUGUUACGGAGUUUGAAACCCCUAGUGAAACUUCGUGUAGGAUAAAGGGAUUACUUUCAACGGAUGCUAAAAAUUUGGAAACACACAUGUUGGGUCGUCAUAUAAAUUGCAGUAAUAUGGAAGGCUUCUUUGAAGUCGACAUUUCAGGCGACCAAGUCUUACAGAUUUUAGGUGGAUUCAAUUACAGUGUCAUCAGUCAGUCAAUGGCUAUUGAAACUACUGCGAUUGGAGGAGGAACCGUAAAAAUUCAAAAAUUGGUUUGGACAAUGGGUAAAUAAUAGAUAAAGUGUAACAAUUAAAACGAUUUUAUUAAAUAAAAUUAUAUUUAUAAAAAAUAUUUAAUUUCCAUUUUCAAGUGUCAAUUCGCUCUGACAAUCACUUGGUACCCUAUCUGUAAAUAGUUCUGGAAUCUAAAAAUUAAAUUUAUAAUU
Molecule: messenger RNA, 489 nt
Organism: Nymphalis io (European peacock)
Lineage: Eukaryota; Metazoa; Arthropoda; Insecta; Lepidoptera; Nymphalidae
Exons: 3
Coding region: 46-336 (96 amino acids)
Source: RefSeq, a predicted model, not a curated record